Molecule: messenger RNA, 1772 nt
Organism: Eupeodes corollae
Lineage: Eukaryota; Metazoa; Arthropoda; Insecta; Diptera; Syrphidae
Exons: 2
Coding region: 710-1603 (297 amino acids)
Source: RefSeq, a predicted model, not a curated record
AAACGGUUUUAAAACUUCACUGUUUUGUAUUAAAAUACAAGAGAAUUAAAUAAUAAUUGUAUAUGACAAACUAUACUGAAAACAGUAUUUUAAGAGAAAAUAUGGAAGUACAUUCUUGCAAACUAAUUCGCCAUAUGUCGAUUAAAAAAAGUACCUACGAAAAUUUGUCUUAGCACAAACAUAAAAAUCAUUUUCGCUCUUAAAAGUCUUUGCGACACUUGUAUGGUUCACAGUUGAAAAAUAUACAAUUUCACGCUGCUGUUUAUUUAGUUAGUAUGUAAACUCUUUGUAAUUUAUUAUUCAUUAUUUUUCACUUCCAUUAGAAAACAAGGCAGUCAUAAAACAAGAAAUCAAUUUUCACAAGAGAAUUAAGUAAAGGAAAAAAGAAUCCUUUAAAUUGAAUUCUAAAUAAUUUGUAUGGACAUACAGGUAUACUGAAAACACCCAACAAAUAUUAACCCCUAUUAAAAAAUACCUGACAAAUUUAAAUAUCUUUCUCAUUAUCAUUAUUUUAAGGACCUACUGGAAUUGCCUUGGAAAGUAUUAUAAAUAUGUACAGUAUUACAGGUAGAUAAAGACCCCAUAUAUAUUAAGGUGUUCCUCGUUUCGAAUCUAGUCUUUUAUAUUUUGAUCGGCAUAGAGGUCAUAACUGUAUAAUAGUUCUUUCCAAACCGAACCGUUUCAUUCAUCUAACAUUUCAUUUUAAACAAUGUGCCUUAAAAUGUUUCUUAUUCUUGUGAUCUUGAAAACAACGAUCGCUUAUCACCCGGUUAUUUUAAAAAAAGACAAAACAGUUAUUACUUUUGAGCCUAUAAAGAUAUCACUACCAAAGAAUAUUAAAAACAUAAGUCCCACAAAAUAUCCCUACUAUGAAGUUGUUACAAACCCACCAAUAAUAAGACCUACUAAAGCAUCACCAAUAUCAUUUGAUAAUGAAAAUGAAAAGCUUCCUGUUGAUUUGAUUGAAACCGCUUCAACAAAACUGGGGAUUACAAAUUUGGAGCAAAUUCCCAGCUUAAGCGAAUUAAGUAAUCUCUUAGGCACAACAUCGCGUGAAGAGACAAUUGAAACAAUUCGUGAGUUGACGGAAACUGAAAGUGGAAUUGAUUUAAUUAAAGCAUUCAUUGAGUCAUUGGAUUACACGGACAGUACAGCAGACAAAAAAGAUAACAUCCAAAUACAAUCUGACACAUAUGAGCUACCAGUGCCAACGAGUGAAACAACGCAAAAGGAUUUAAAUAUCAAUAAACAAUAUUUGGGAACUCCACCAAAAGAAUUGGGAUUCUUUCAACGCGUCUGCUCAUAUCUCAACUUUUUUUAUCUGUUCCCCACAAGUAAAGAGGUUCCCGUUUCAAGGAGUGAAAACGAGUUAGAUCAUAUAAAAGAUUCUAGCAAACAUAAUGAAUCUCAUAAUCAACGUCAAUCUAAGUUACAACCAAUAUCGGUUGCGAACCGUUUUCCAAAUUCAUUCCCAGUUCCCUAUAGGUCGGAUGCUUCUAUUGGUACUUUUUCACUUUCUACGAAUCGGGCCAUGAAAGAGGGUAGACAUCUCCCUGAAGAUAAAAGUUUUAACCUCUCGUUGCGAGAACGAUUUCUACAUUAGCAUGUAAUGAUUGCGUCACGGUCACUUUUAAAAAGAUAUAAGUACUUAAGACUUUUUGACAUAUUUUAAUAUAAAUUUUAUAGCAAAACUAAUAAACUAUGAUAUUUCAAAAAUUAAAAUGAUUUCUAUACAAAUAAAUGGUUGCUACACUUAGCACUAUAUGCAUAUA